AUGAGCGCGACAGAGCAACGUUAUCCGCAAAUAGAUAAGAAAGCAUUGGCAAUAGUCUGGGCUGUUCAAAAGUUUUUUUAUUACCUGUAUGCCCGACACUUCACGAUUAUAACGGAUCAUAAACCGUUGACGCAGAUCCUGCAUCCAGAAAAAUCGUUGCCAACCCUUUGCAUCAGUCGCAUGGCCAACUACGCCGACUAUCUAUCACAUUUUGAUUUCGAUGUCAUAUUUAAACCAACGAAGGCAAAUAUCAACGCUGAUUAUUGCUCGAGAAUACCAGUGUCCUCAACGAAGACCGUUACGCAUCAAGUUACACUAGAAGAGAGAGAAGAGAUAGAGUACGAUGGAUUCGACCAUUUUGUGCUACAUCAGAUAAAGCAACUUCCGGUGGACGCUGAGAGAAUCGCACGUGAAAUGCGUAAAGACCCUCACUUGGGAAAGAUUCUGCAGCAAUUGGAAGCAGGUCAAGACUUAGCUCGUUCCGGUUACAAAGCACCUGAGGCUAAUUAUAGACUAGGAAGCAACUGCUUAGUGUUAGAGAAUCAAGUUGUCAUUCCACCAGUGUUCAGAGAGACGAUACUGAAGGAACUGCAUACUGCGCACUUAGGGAUCGUUAAAAUGAAGGGUCUGGCAAGAUCCUUUGUUUUUUGGCCCGGCAUCGACUCCGACAUAGAGGGAAAAGCCAAAACGUGUUCAGAGUGUGCAAGGAACGCGCAUGAACCGCCGAAGUACCGUAGUCAUCAUUGGGAGUACCCCAAGAGCCCUUGCGAAAGAAUUCAUAUUGACUACGCUGGACCCGUAGCGGGAAAAAUGCUACUCAUUAUCGUCGACGCCUAUAGCAAGUGGCUCGAAGUAAAAGUUACCAGCUCCACGACUGCAUCAGCAACGAUUGUCAUCAUGGAAGAAUUGUUUUCUGCCUACGGAGCUCCAGUCACCAUCGUAUCAGACAAUGGUCCGCAGUUUGCAGCCAUUGAGUUCAAAUCAUUUCUUCAAGGAAGCGGUGUUAAAUUUCAUAAAUUCAUAGCACCGGCUACGAAUGGUCAAGCCGAGCGCUGUGUCCAGACAGUAAAGGACGCAUUAAAGACUAUGGCGACGACACCAGGAUCGCUACAACACAAUCUUAACAAAUUCUUGUGCCAGUAUAGGAAAGCACCUCAUGCUACAACAGGCCAAUCUCCAGCACAACUUUUCCUAGGACGCACUAUACGGACUAGACUGGAUCUAGUAAGGGCAGAUGGAGCAGACGUGAAGGCCACGCAGAAGCGGCAAGCUGUAGCUGAUUCAACGUUCCGUAAAUUUCAGCCUACCCAAAAGGUAUACUUCCUAUCAGGCAAUCCUCGCAUGGAUAAGUGGAUACCAGGUACAAUUGUCACGCGCCUGGGAGACCUCCACUAUGAGAUCGACUAUCAAGGUAAACGAUUCAGACGACAUGUAGACCAGAUGAGACCACGCUGGAUUAAAGAAGAUCAUCAGCGAUGGAUCAAUUCGCAAGAUCAAGGGGCUGGUCGCACCAGCCCUCGCCAAAUUCGUUUCUAUGGAGAUUCUGAAGCUAAAUCAACAGCUUCCCCAACAUCAACACGAAACUCCUUAUCAAGAAGCAGUUCGGAUCCAUCUGAUAUGAGACAUUUUGUAUCAUUGUCAGACGACAGUUCGGAUCCGCCUUGUGUCACACUCUCGUCCGGAUCAGACACUCCUCCAGCCAGUCCUCCGCGGAAACGGAAAAGAACACCGCCACCGCCAGCACCUCGAAGGACAACUCUAGCGUAA
This is a messenger RNA of Temnothorax curvispinosus, 1767 nucleotides long. RefSeq lists its product as uncharacterized. The transcript has a single exon. Gene Ontology annotation, molecular function: nucleic acid binding. The coding region runs from base 1 to 1767 and encodes 588 amino acids. The record is from RefSeq and is a predicted model, not a curated record. NCBI's taxonomy places the organism in Eukaryota, Metazoa, Arthropoda, Insecta, Hymenoptera, Formicidae. Gene Ontology annotation, biological process: DNA integration.